Molecule: messenger RNA, 4061 nt
Organism: Spinacia oleracea (spinach)
Lineage: Eukaryota; Viridiplantae; Streptophyta; Magnoliopsida; Caryophyllales; Amaranthaceae
Exons: 11
Coding region: 175-2100 (641 amino acids)
Molecular function (GO): protein binding
Source: RefSeq, a predicted model, not a curated record
UCUUCAACUGUUGACUUGAUACAGUUUCAGUAGUUGCGAGUUGCCACUGUAACAAACCGCACUUUCUCCUUUUUAAUUUAUCCUUAUUUCUCUCUCUCUCUUUCUCUCGCUCGCUAUCUUCUGAAAGUAGCUUUGGCUGGCGGCGAAAACAACGAAAGCCGAGCUAAAUCGGAGAUGUCAACCACCGGAGAAAGCUCAGAGAAGAGGGCACAUCCUAUGAAACUCGUCGUUUUGGCAGACUUGAAUGUGGAUCCUCCUGAAUUUGAAGAAGAAGACAUUAACCCCUUCAUUCCUUCUGUUCCUCUUCCUCCUAGGUUAAUAAUCAAUGAGAAUAGUCAGGAAAAGUUCCCUUUGUUAGUCAAAGAAAACAGUGAUGUUUUAGAAGGUGAAGCUAAAAGGCUAAACAAAAUGGGGAAGUGCCGUUCAAGAUCAGGGAAAGAAGACCAUCUUGACUGUGGGGUGGAUGCUGAGGGUGAUCAACAUUCUCAAGGGACUCCAUCAUCCAGAGAAGAGAAAGUCAGCAGCCUUAAAACUGGUUUGAUACAUGUGGCAAGGAAAGCUCCAAAAAAUGCACAUGCUCACUUUUUACUUGGCUUAAUGUACCAGCGAUUGGGUCAGCCUCAAAAGGCAGUGCUUGACUAUGAGAAGGCAGCGGAGAUUUUACUCCGUUCUGAUGAGGAGAUUGACAGACCAGAGUUGUUGUCAUUGGUCCAAAUGCAUCAUGCACAGUGCCUCCUCCUAGAAAGUCUUGGAGAAUAUGCUUCAGAUAAAGAGCUUGAAACUGAAGAGUUGGAAGCAAUUCUUUUGAAGCUGAAGGAAUCAGUGUUGUCAGAUAUUAGACAAGUACCUGUAUGGAAUACUCUGGGAAUUAUUCUUCUUAAAACUGGUCGUGUUGAGAGUGCUACUUCAGUUAUGUCUUCUCUUUUGGCCUUGGCACCUUACAACUUGGAUUGCCUUGCAAAUCUUGGUCUUGCUCAUUUGCUGAGUGGGAAUGUGGAAGCUGCCUCAAAAUGUUUCCAGGAGCUAAUUUUAAAAGACCAAGGCCAUCCCAGUGCUCUUGUCAACUAUGCUACUAUUUUGAUGUACAAAUAUGGCUCAGCUGUUGCAGGGGCUGGAGCCAGUGCUGGGGAAGCUGGUGCAGAGUCGGAUUCUGCAGCGGCAAUCAAUGUGGCAAAGGAAUGCCUGUUAGCUGCUGUCAAAGCAGAUCCUAAGGCAGCUCAUACAUGGGCUAAUCUUGCAAAUGCAUACGAUAUUAGUGGAGAUCAUAGAAGCUCAAGCAAGUGCUUGGAAAAGGCAGCAAAACUGGAGCCCAACUGUAUGUCUACUCGAUAUUCUAUUGCUGUUCAUCGUAUCAAAGAUGCAGAAAGGUCACAAAAUCCGACUGAACAUGUAUCCUUGGCUGGAAAUGAGAUGGCAUCAAUACUUAGAGAAGCAGAUCCUAUGUUGAUUGAUCCUCCAAUUGCGUGGGCUGGACUUGCCAUGGUUCACCAAGCUCAGCAUGAGAUUGCAGCAGCAUUUGAAACUGAACAGAAGGAAUUGAUGGAGGUGGAAGAGCAUGCUAUUUGCAGCUUGAAGCAGGCAAUUGGAGAGGAUCCAGAUGACGCCGUGCACUGGCACCAGUUAGGGCUCCAUAGUCUUCGCACCCAACAAUUCAAAUUGUCACAGAAGUACCUUAAAGUUGCAGUAUCUCGAUUUAGGGAAUGCAGCUAUGCCUGGUCCAACCUUGGCAUCUCUCUACAAUUAGCAGAAGAACCAUCUCGAGCUGAGGAAGCUUUCAAGCGAGCCUUACUUUUGGCUACUUCUCAGCAAGCACAUGCAAUAUUUUCGAACCUAGGGAAUUUUUACAGGCAGGAAAAGAAAUAUGACAGUGCAAAAGCAAUGUUCACAAAAGCACUUAAGCUUCGGCCUGGAUAUGCUCCUGCUUACAACAAUCUAGGUCUUGUAUUUGUUGCUCAGGGUCUGUUCGAAGAAGCAAAGUUCUGCUUUGAUAAGGCUUUACAGGCUGACCCCCUUUUAGAUGCUGCCAAAUCUAACAUGGUUAAAGCUUUGGCUUUGUCCAAGAUAUGCAAAAGUUUCCCUUCAAGUUUGUUGCGGGAUUAAUUUGUUAGAGGACAUGGACUGUCAUAAUGGAGUGGGAAAUGCAUAUAUAUCCAGAUGGUGAUGAUUGGGGCAUUUCGGGUUAAAAUCACGAUCCAAUGAGAAAGUUUGAUGGGUUUAUCUGUAACCAUUUCACAUUUCCCAAAAGUUGGAUGUCUGUUCGUCAAUGCCGUAGCCUAAAAUCUGCUAUAAUCUUCUGUUAUCAUUGGCAGAUUACAGCAAUGGUAAUAUCCUGCAAAUUGCAGCUUCAGGGUAUAUACUAUCAUGCCCGGCUUGCUGAACACCCCACAACCUGUGCUGUGUGAGACGGAGUAACAUAUUUGGUUAUCUUAUGGGCCAAGUGUCGUGCAGCUCGGAUGUGAGAUUGUCAUUGAUGUAACUCACAGAAAAGGUUUGAUGUUCCUGAGAAGGUGCUCGAUCUGCGGCUCUACCUGCAUUUUGGUGAUUUCAGGGUUAUUUUGAACUGAGAUUUUGCUGACAGGAGUAGUGUCACACCAGCUCAAGGAUAAUCCUGUUCAGAGAUAGUUUAUACUUGCUAGCCUCCACAUAGUCAUGAAUUGGAGGUUUUAGUGCUUUUUCCCCUGCCUUCUUCCUGUGAAGUCCCUCUUCAGCAAGGUUAUAUUCUGUCUUGCUGUUUGCAACUGAUCCUGUAUUUUUACAAGGGAAACCGAAGUAAAAUACCAGGUCACUCCAUCGUUGUAUAUAGAGAUUAAAAUAAAAUUAACCGAGCAUUACAUGAGUCAGUAACAUUUUCCCUCACUGUCACGGUUCAAGUAUCCGAACUGGAAGUGAGAUUUCUUCUCUUUGUGAUAUUUGCAUUCAUACAAUUAUAGCUAUUGCUGUCAAAAAAAUAUACAAGGAGCUGUGAUAAAUCCAUACCCAGUAUGCCGGUAUUGGUCUGCUUGCACAAAAUCAGUAUACACAAACAGUACAGAGAACGGUAACUUGGUUCGUGGUUCUGAAUAGCGAGUUACCGGUUUCACCAUUCAUGUUUAUGGAUAUUGGUCUAUUGGAUUGCUUGCACAAAUCCAGUGACUUCCACAUUUAAUUUUGUGGAUGUGAUUUCAUUUUGCAUACAAUUGAUCAGUGUCCAUACAAAUGAAAAAGAAAUUGCUGGAGACUGGAAAGAAUUAUCCAGAAUAAGUGAACAACCCUUUUCGGAUAUUCUCGUGCUCAUUACAUUAAAAGAUAACUUUCCCUCUUCUACCUCACAAAACUCGAAAAAUCACCUGAAUUUCUCUUUCAUCUACUGUCCGCCAUGGCUGCAACAACAACAUCCUCCAUAGCAAUUCAAAUCCCCAAAUACCACUUCAUCAUCCGAUCAUCAUCUUCAAAACCCACCUCAGUACCUGUUUCCCAGAAACCCUCUAAUAAACCAGAAAACUCGUUGUCUUUCGCCAGAAACUUGGCUGUAGCUACCACAAUCUUGUCACCCCUAGCCUCUUCCCCAUUAGCCUUAGCAGCAAAGCAAAUAGCCGAGUCACCACAGGAAGAUAACCGAGGUCUCCUCCUUCUGGUGCCUGUUGCAGCUGCAUUAGGAUGGGUGGUUUUCAACAUCUUUGGUCCUGCAUUGAACCAGAUCAACAAAAUGAGGAGCGAUACGAAUGUGACCGUCGUUGGACUCGGGCUUGGUGGGUUGUUAACUGCAGCUGCGUCUAGUGCUGUGUUUGCGCCGAUUGCUUCAGCUGCAAGUGAAGUUGUUGAAGGUGAGGUCGUUGCCGCUUCAGGAGGUGUUCCGCUUCCGUUGAUUGUGGCUGGUUGUGUGGCUUUACAGGUGGUGUUGUUCAGUACUAUGCAAUCAAAGUAUGAGAAAGAGGGGGGUGCUAGUCAUUAAAAUGUGUGGAUUCUUGAUUGAAAUUUAAUCUUUGUGUAUUAAUGUAUAUCAUCAUGAUGUAGCGAAAAAUAACUUGAAUGUAUCUACAUUGAAUUUGAUAUUUGAAUCAAUGGGAUAUGAUUUUAUGGGA